Molecule: messenger RNA, 1119 nt
Organism: Fonsecaea monophora
Lineage: Eukaryota; Fungi; Ascomycota; Eurotiomycetes; Chaetothyriales; Herpotrichiellaceae
Exons: 2
Coding region: 1-1119 (372 amino acids)
Biological process (GO): protein N-linked glycosylation
Cellular component (GO): Golgi membrane; mannan polymerase complex
Molecular function (GO): alpha-1,6-mannosyltransferase activity
Source: RefSeq, a predicted model, not a curated record
AUGCACUUCGCGCUGCCCCCGCGCAAAACAUCCCAUCCUCCUCCCUACGUUCGAAACAGUAAUUUGACUGCGGCAGCUCAGAGACGGCGCAAGCAAUUCCAAGUGGGCGCCUACAUCGUGCUAGGGAUAUUGACAGUGUACCUUGUCGUGCGGUUCAUUCUAUCACUCGAUUUAACAGGAGGACAUAACGAUGGUGCAACGUCGAUUGAAGGGCCCCAAGACAUUGUCAUCGUCACGGUGUUCGACAAUGCGACAAUGAGCGAAGAUUAUGUGCGGAUAGUCAAGGCAAAUCGAGAUGAUUACGCCAGGAGACAUGGAUACAAGAACUUCUAUACCAACACGACGACCUACUUCAGCCUCGUGGACCCUUCCCCCUUAUCCUGGUCGAUGAUACCAGCAAUGCGACAUGCAUUGACUGAGCAUGCCACGAGCACCUUUUUCUGGUCCUUGUCCGCCGACGCCUUCAUCACGAAUCCUUCAGUCUCCUUAGAAUCCCACGUCCUUCAACCGCUCGAGUCGUUGAUGCUCAAGGACAUUCCUGUCGUGCCGCCAGACUCAGUUAUCCAUACCUUCUCUCAUCUCAAGCCUUCUCGCACACAUCUAAUUCUGUCUCAAGAUAUGGACAACCUCGCCCAUACUUCGUUCAUCCUUCGCAAUACCCCCUUCAGUACAAAAACGCCAGACAAUUGGGCCCAUUACUUCUUGGAUGCCUGGUUUGAUCCUUUAUACCGUGCUUAUGCAUUUCAAAAGGCUGAGAACCACGCCCUCGAGCACCUAGUCCAAUGGCACCCCACAGUCUUGGCCAAGCUGGUGCUCAUCGAGCAACGCUGGAUCAACUCCUACAACUACGCCACACCACCGUCGAAAGACCCAUCGACGGGACUCACACGCACUCACGACAGCAUGUGGCAGGAGGGGGAUUUGGUGGUGAAUCUCAAAGGAUGCAGAGAAAGCGACAGGCGUGACUGCGAAGACGAAAUGAGAUACUACUUUACCAAAUGGGAGAAAGAGGUUGAAAAACUGGACGGGAAGAAGCCAGAGCAUAAAGUCGGACGUCCGACACUGAGGCGCCUUAAGGAUGAGAAGAAGGCUGACAAGGUCAAGCCUCCGAGACGAUAA